This is a messenger RNA of Heteronotia binoei (common prickly gecko), 1541 nucleotides long. It is a transcript of the gene ACKR5, whose product is annotated as G protein-coupled receptor 182. The record is from RefSeq and is a predicted model, not a curated record. Gene Ontology annotation, molecular function: G protein-coupled receptor activity. Bases 343 to 1425 code for a protein of 360 amino acids. Gene Ontology annotation, cellular component: membrane. Gene Ontology annotation, biological process: G protein-coupled receptor signaling pathway. NCBI's taxonomy places the organism in Eukaryota, Metazoa, Chordata, Lepidosauria, Squamata, Gekkonidae. The transcript is spliced from 2 exons.
UUGGCUUCUGUCCCUGGUGACUGGCCAUCUGAGCUGAACCUGGACGCCCCCAACAAAAGAAAAGACUCUGAGAUAGAACUGGGUUAAACAGCUCCCAUUACACCAAGGCUGUGUUUUCAGGGUAAUAAGCUAUGAUGCUCAUUUCCUGUAUGGAAGGAGACAGGGAGGAGGAAAGAGAUCAGGCAAGCCAGCCUGCGGCAAACACACGUUCCUGAAAAGACUGCACCUUAGAGCCUGUAGAGCUACUGAACUGGAGACGGUGAGGACAAGAAGUGCUUCUGUGCAGUUCACCUAGGAUUGCCUUUGGUUUGGUUUCUAACCAGCUGAACCACCCAACUCAAAAUGAACGCUCCAGAUUCCUCCUCGCUUCUCAGCGCACUGGGCGAGUACCACAACAUGUCCGAGCUCCACCACCUGCUCAAUGACACUUUCAUCUAUUGCGACUUGGGGCUGGAUCAUAAUGUGAAGCGGGUCUUCCUCUUUGUCCUGUACCUCAUCAUCUUUGUGGUUGGACUGGUAGAGAACCUCUUGGUCAUCUGGGUCAACUGGCAGACUCGAGGUCAUAGGAACCUGGUCAACGUCUACAUCUUGAACAUGGCCAUCGCUGACCUAGGGGUCAUCCUCUCCUUACCCAUCUGGAUGCUGGAAGUUAUGCUUGAUUACACCUGGCUCUGGGGAGGUUUCCUUUGCCGCUUUACCUACUACUUUUACUUUGCCAACAUGUACAGCAGCAUCUUCUUUCUCACUUGCCUCAGCAUUGACCGUUAUGUGUCCUUGACAACUUCUUCCCACUUCUGGCACCAAAACCAGCACUGGGUGAGACGAGUUGCCUGUUGCUGUGUAUGGGCCUCUGCCGCCAUCAUCCCUUUGCCCGAGGUGGCACACAUGGAGGUAUUGGACUAUAUCGAGCCACUUUGUAUCUUCAUAGCCCCUUUUGAGACCUUUGACACGUGGGCAACAGUGAUCACCCUACUGACCAUCAUUCUGGGAUUCGCCAUCCCCUUCCCCAUCAUUGCAGUUUUCAACAUACUGACUGCCAGACACAUCAAACGUAGCAACAAGCCAGACAGCAGAAAGCACUGCGCCCUCAUCUAUGCCUACAUCAUUGUUUUCCUGAUCUGCUGGCUGCCAUUCCACCUGGUUUUGAUCAUAGUCUCUUUUGACGGCAUCCACAUCUUAGUCCAAUGCUACUUGGCCGAUUUCAUCUACUUCUUCUACGACAUCAUAGACUGUUUCACCUUGGUCCAUUGUGUGGUCAACCCCAUCUUGUACAACUUCCUGAGCAAGAACUUCCGAGGAAAGCUGAUUUCUGCUGUUGUCAAGUACAUCCCCAAAGACCAACCAGGUCAGAAGGAUGGAGAUGGAUCCUCCUCAAACACCCAACACUCCAUUGUCAUUGCAAAAGAAAAUAUCUCACCAAGUUAAGCAAUGGUUCUGGCUGCUCUCCUUCCAUUUUGUUUCUGUUGCUUGAUAGCAAGACUUCGCAUAUUUGGAAUUGUCUCUUUCCAGUAAUGCGCAGACAAUAAAUAUUGCUUCCUUCA